GCCAUGACUGAACAAAGAAACGGUGUGCACACGCCCCCCGCGUUUGCCUUCAUCGAAGAAGCAACCCCGGGUACAAGCCGUGAAGGCGGUGAGGGUGCUUCAGGCACUUCCGACGAUUACACUGCAUAUCUUCUGCUCUACCUGGAAGCACUGAGUCAAAGGCCAAUAUGUAUGCCUGAUCCUACGAUUUCUGACGGAUACAUCAAUGACGCGUGGGAGGCGUUGAACAGCCGGAACGAUGCCACUGACGUCAAAGAUGCCACUGACAUGGGAAGCACCAAUUACGCGCCUGCAAUAACCACCGCCAGGACCGAUCACGCCAGGCCCAGUACGAGCCACGCUGGCAUCCAGAAAUUAUCGUCAACUACGAAAGACAUCGCUAGCAGUUCUGAUGACGCCUGGCGUUACCAGUGGAACACGCAGCACAGGCCAAUAACCAACCAGACUUACAAACUGGACGUUCUUGGCCACUUUGAUGUGAUAGCGGCGACAAUGAUCCACACCGAUGCCAGCAACGUGGGUCUAGGCGCCGUCCUUAUUCAGCGGCAAGACGGGGCUGAACACCAGUGCUCCGGAGGUGCCGCAUCAGGUAUGGCUGAAGAAAGUAACAGUGGACACACGCCUCCUGCGUUUACCUUCGGCGACGAAGCAACGCCGAGCACAAGCCAGGAAUUCUUCGAGGGCACUUCGUGCACUUCCGACUGUGGCACUACGAUUUGUGACGACUCCUUCGAAGACCUGUGGAACGCGUUGAACAGCCACAACGAUGCCAGUGAAGUUACGGGCCAUACACAUGUCAAUGAAAGCGGAAUCACCAGUUCCCCACGUAUGGUGUCCAGCAGCAGCAUCAAUCACGCACAGCGCAGUACAAGCCGCGCUGGCAUGGAGGAAGCAUCGGCUAUUCCGGAAAACAUUGCUAGCCUUUCUGACCACGCCAGGCGUUACCAAUGGAACACUCAGCAGAGGCCAAUAACCGACGGGACUUGCAUCUACGGUACGUAG
Dermacentor andersoni is the source of this 1002-nucleotide messenger RNA. NCBI's taxonomy places the organism in Eukaryota, Metazoa, Arthropoda, Arachnida, Ixodida, Ixodidae. The record is from RefSeq and is a predicted model, not a curated record.